AUAAAGUGGUGGUGAAGGAAACUGGUCAAGCGCAAAAGGCCUUGAUACAACCUGUAUUAACAACGAAAGCAGUACAUUGUCUUAAUAGCGAGAUAUGCUGUAUCUGCGUUGUAGAUGUGGAUCAUUGAAGAUUCGGACGCUUUUUCAGCUGCACAAGCCGAAGUUGUAUAAUCAUGAAUCGUUGCAUUUCCCGAGCAAAUUAUGUCCAUCGUUAUCCAAAGCGCAAACUCAAAGCGUAUGCAGUACCAAAAUAAUAUCAGCACGAAGUAUGCUAUUGUUUAUUAUAGUUAUACUGCUGUCGGUACCAGCAACAUUGACACAAAAAGCUGCAAUAGACUUGACGGCAGUUGUGCUAGUUAAUAGCGCGAAUAACGGGCGCAGUGACUAUGUAGGGUACCAUCACAAUGUUCGUCCUGAAGUUGGUUUAUUAACAUCCACUGCACGCACAUUCAUACAAGAAGGUGUAACAACGGAAUACGCCACACAAGUAGUCGGGACAACGCUCGAUAGUGGACGGUUAUAUGCACAAUUCUUGAAAAGAAGUUCUCGAGUAUUAUAUAACAAUGGCCACAAACAACAAGAGUCACAGCAAGCAGUUGUAUCACCAACAGUUGUCACUAGUUGGGUAGGCGAUAAUUUGCAACUACAAUCCAAAUCCUUAUUAGAGAGUCAUAACGACCUUUUCAAUGCUGACUUACCCGAUUGGCAAGAUAUUGAUGAUCGUUUACUCCACGAUGAUGGUAAUAUUUUUGUUGGCAAUACUGAUUUUGCUCAUUUAAGUGAAGCAAGGAAUAAAAAACAACAAGAGCCUUUAAUUAACGAUGAGAAAAAAGUUAGCAAUUUGAUAAUCGCAACACUGUUAUCACAAAAUUUAACUGGUGUUGCUCGUAACAAUACGCCAAAACAUCUGUUUUCAUUGCAUACAGUUGGCAAUGCAGGAAAUCAAAAUCAAGAAUUUGCGCGAAUAUUAGACGUGAAUAAAGUGAUGCCCAUCGGCGACUUGGCCACAUACACUGUUCGUAAUCCCUUUUCACCAAGUGGAUUAACUGCAGAAACUAUUAUCGAACAUUCAGAACUCACACAAGACAACGCAGUGAAUAAUUAUAAAAACAAUGAUAACAAAUUAAGCCGUUCACCGAAACAGUACUAUCUAAAACAAAUGGAUCCUAAUGGUAGUGGCAGUUCCCUGAGAAAUGCUCCGAAGCCACUCUUUAAUAGCCAAUUGUCAACAAUAACGUAUUAUGGUUUUGCUGACUUUACAACUGUUGUUGGGGAGAGUGUGAUUGUUUUUUCUCCUAGCAGCGUUACACAAAAUACUAAUUUAGGCCGUGUGACGUCAAUUAAGGGUGAAGCAACGUUAGGUGGUGUUAGCGAUAAUGAACAAGAAACAACAAUUGGUGCUAUAAACGUCGCUAUGGAAUUUGAAGUUGAACCAACCCAACAAAUUAGCAGUUUGCCCAAUUUGCAAUUAAUGGAUUUAAAUUCAAACAUGAUACAAAGCGUAAACUUCGUUGAUAUUAGUAGCGAAAUUUCAAUAGAAGAGGCGGAGGGAAUAUUACAAACAUUAACAACUGAUGUUAAUGAUAAAGAACUAUCUUUAAAAAAAAUAAAAUUAGUGACCCCAUCUAUUGAAAAUAUCAAAAUCUCCUAUUUUACGGACAAGUUAUUAAGUGUAAGUGAUAACACUUUUAAAACUUAUGAAAAUAUGCUCGGUUCAACGACUGCAUAUUCGCGUCCUUCAGACGAUGAAGUUGCAGAAAUAUAUGCGUCACUUUCGCGUGUAGCGGCAUCACGUGAAAGUAUUUCAUCAACUAUGCAAACAAUCGCCCCAUUAUAUAUAAUAGAUAAUUCGUUAUUAUUGAAACUACCUGAAAAUACUAACGAACAAUCAAUCACUAGAACAGUUGAAUUAGUUUCAAAAAGUGUAGAAGCAUUGCAAAGCAGCGAAUCGCAUCACACAACUACAGCUAUUUUCGAAAUAACGCCUACUAAUACUAGCUCGGAAUUACAGACAUUAGGUGGUGCCACAACAAUAUUCUAUGAAGAUGAUCCUUUUGCUAAUUUUGUGGAGCCAGUAGUUAGCGCUACCAAGGCUACAGAUAUUUUAAAUUUGACAGAUAUAAAGAUAACAACACAACCAGAAUACGGAACUUCAACCUUAAGUAAUAUAAAAACAACCUCCGGGGAAUACGAAGAUAGUGUCGAAACAACUACAGUUGUUCCCAAAAUAUUAGCAAAUAUUACUUCGGAUGAAUAUGAAGUCGAAAAAAGUAGUAGUAGUAGUUCUAUUGAUGCAUCUCAAAGCGUUUUAAAUGUAUCAGAAGUUUCUCAAAAUGAUACUAAAAUAGAUGUGCAGGAAAUGAAUACCGACGAUGAUAUUGUCCAAUUGAGAGAUUGCAUUAGAACAUCACAAACUUUUCUCACACAAAUAGCAAAAACAAUCACCCAGCUAAACACUCUACGAGAGUCGGUUCUACCAGGCGAAGAUGAAGCCAUAAAAUAUUCGACAAUCGAAACUGUAUUUCUGCCUACCUUCGACAUUUUAGAAACUACUAAAUUUUAUUGUAUCAAACCACAGACAGCAGCUGUAGGCGCGACAAGCUUUGCCAUCGGCGAAAUAAACGAAAUAGCAAACGAUGGCGUAAGGUUAGAGAAACCAGGAUUAGAUAAUAUUGACACGGCAACACUGACCGAGAACAUGGAUGGUGUAAGUGAUGGUCUUGACGACGAUGACACUGAUUACAUUACCACAAUAUCAGCUAAUAUAAUUGAGAGAGACCUUAUAGAGUAUACAACACCUGAUCCUGUAGAUAGCGAUAAUAAUAAUGAAACUGAUGUCAAUAAUCAAAGUGAUAGCGAUAUAAAUUUCAAUCAGUCAAUUUAUGCGGUGGAAGAUGAUUCGGGUGAAGAGAUUGAACUGAUAUAUAAAACAUUAUAUACGACAUAUACGUAUUUGACAACAUUUUUUAAUGAUGACAGCAGUAAUAGUAUAUCGAGUCACACAGAAGUUUUUACGAAUAUUAUAACAUCAACUUUAGAGUCCGAUAUAGAUGAAAUCGAACCAAUUUCUACCACAAAAGAAAUAUUAAAUACAGAGAAUGCGUUUAAGCUUAGUACCCGUGAUUCAUCGAACAAUGGUAAUAAGGUUAGCAGCAGCAGUAAAUUUGUACUACCUACUGAAUUAGGGACUAUACUGCGUGUUGGAGAGCAUGAUAUUGAUAUUGAUAAAACCGGAGAUGCAUCAGAUGCACAUACCGCAACCAUGUUUUUGGAUGAUAGUAAAAUAAUGAAAACUUACUUUACAACUUAUACAUACUAUACGACUGUAUUUGUAGAAGGAGAAACGGAAAUCAUGUCUAGGACCGAGGUAUUUACAAAUUAUGUAACGGAUGCGGUAACAUCCACUACUGUAUUUGAGAUUGACAAACAAAGUCGUAUUAAUAGUGAUAACAUUGCAAGUAGUGCGGAGAAGUUGUCAAAAUUAAAUCAGGAUACUGGCGCUAAUAACAUUGAUACUGACACUAAACGACAAAGAAAUGAUACAAUAAGAGCACACGCUUCAAUACUUUUUCAUGACGACCAUCUUGGCUUCAGCAAUUAUACAUUGGUGACGGAUAUACGUUCAAGCAGUUCGAAUGGCAAAAAACAUAUUAUCAAUCAAAAUCAGGAAGCCUUCUUCGAUCAAAUCAGCUCCGAAAGCAAUACUGACGAAAUAAGACCUUCAGCCGUUCUAUUAUUGCAGACAAGCUUUACCACGUUUACGUACUAUACGACAAUGUAUAGCAAUAAUGAGACAAACGUUAUAAGUCGUCUAGAAACAGCAACCGAUGUCGUAACGGAAACGCUUCAGCCGACUAAAACAUCAAGUGUAGAUGAAGUAACAUUACCCAUAACAUAUUUCACUACUUUCACAUACUGGACAAAACUGGCAAAAAAUGGUGAAAUCACUACACUUAGCAGAGAGGAAACCGUAUCCAAUAUAGUAACACCUAGCACAAUAUCUUCAACACCCAUAACAGCAGAUGUACAGUUAAGUAACGGGAAUAUUUUCCAAGGCGAACAACCAAAGACAGAAAUAUCGAAUACCGAUCAGUUGGAUAAAAUUACGACUGUGAAUUCUACAAAUAUUGUUCAUAAUAGCGUAAGAAACUCAAGUGUUGAUAACGAAAUCACCAGAGCGGCUUUUGAGCCAACAACUUACUAUACUACGUAUACAUAUUAUACAACAUCAUAUAAUGGAGAUGGGACCACAACUGACUCACGAUUCGAGACUAUAACACAUGUGGUUCCACCAACAAACAUUGCAGAUAAAACAAUUGAAGUAGCCGCAGGGGAACGUAAUAUUGUGAGCAGUGCUAAUUUAGUGACUGAUAUAUUAUCGUUAGCUGUAAACAACGAUGUUACGCCCACACUUGAAAAAAGUCCUAAUACACUGCUUUAUGACCACAAAAGGAUUAUUGAUGCAGGUGGUGUAAGUACAUUGUAUUAUCGAACGGAAAUAUUAGCUACAACCGCCAUUGAUGGUAUGCAAUCAAAUUUCACUAGCAGCACAUCCAGUUUACACGUUGAUGAAUUUAAGCAAGCCCUGUUUGCAAGCAGUAUGAUAGCAAAUUCAGAUAUCAGUUCGGUACGUCAGUACAAAACGGGACUUGUGCGUUUAAUCGAGGGUACCCGUAUUGGUAAUCAUACAACUACAUUAUAUCAAUCCAAAGUUAUUGGUACUUUCAUUGAGAAUCGGUAUGCGCAAAUAAUUGAGAGUACAUCCAGUUUUAUUUUUGAGACAAAUAAUAAUAUGAUAACCACUGAUGGGUCCAUUAAACCGUCUCUUACUUUACAAUCAACAAAUCAGAUCGAAGCCACACUAAAUGUUGUUGCACUAACGUUACAAAACAGCAUUGUUGACAAUGCUUCUCAUUCAACUGCGGCCAACGAGUAUACUAAAGAGGAUGAAGAGAAUUUCGAUGUUGAAGAUGAUGAUGAGGAUGUUGCUGACGGUAAAAUUAAUAAAGAGCGAUUGUCCUAUCAGUCAAAGAAGCAUACAUUUACUCCAAUAAUCCGCCCAUUCACUUCACGCAAUCGUCCCCAAUUCGCGCCAAAAAAGAAAAACGGUGUUACGAGUAGUGCGACAAUUAUAACACGACAUGAUUUCACACCAACAAUAACUGCGACACCUGCGCUUAAGUCUAGCGGGCGUUUUAGCACUCGUAAGGGUGUAUUUACAGGCAUAACAAUAACCACAGGUGCCUCCGCUGCCAUACCAAACAGUUCAUCGUCGCGCCGCACUUUCGGGCGUCCGAUCAAAUCAUUAUCUUCUACUGGCAGUGUCAGUACAUCAAAUACACCAGCAAUUUUGUCUGCAAGCGGUUUUAGUGUGGGCCGGAACCGUCUGACAUCAUCGACACGAUUACAAUCAUCGACACGACGUGCCGGAGUUUUAGUGCGGCCCUCAUCUGUUUCAAGCAAUCGGCAAGGGUUUUCUAGCACUUACGCCAGUAACUCUCGUUUACGUAUUAAAUCUACAAGCUUAACUCAGGUUGGACAACAAAAUACGCCAUCUACAGAGAGUUUACCUAUUUUGACAUCCGAGACGAUUGGUGAGGAGUCAACUACUCCAGAAUUUCAAGCGAGUUUUGAUGAAAAUGAUGAAGGAUCUACAGAUGCAGCCCGCCGCAGUCAAAAUCCUUUGUUACGUCUUCGGAGACCAUUAAAUAGGCCGACUGGUUUUAUUUCAGCUAGUCAGCGUGUAGUAAACGGAGCGAAUAGCAUUUCUUCUAUUGGUGCUGUUUCACAACGUCGAAAUCCUUUAACAUUACGAGCUAAAACGACGACUCUUACAAGUGCUACAACAACGACGCAAACACCAAGGGCACGAAGCUUAGAGAGACCUAAAUUCAACAAUGCACUAGGUAGAACGCGGCCACAAAAUAGCCUUUUUCCACCACGUGGUCUAUUACAGAGACAAGCAAAUCAAGAAACUAAAGAAGCCAAAGAAAAUAAAAAAGCUGACAGUACAGAAGGCAAUGUUGAUAUCGAUGAUGAUUUCGAGUAUGAUGACGAAGAUGAAGAAGACAAUGAAGAUGAUGCCGAAGGAGAUAGUAACCGUCGUAGGCGUUCUAAUAUUAAGCAACAUAAAUUAUCAACAGGAGUUGAGAAAUCCUCCAAAACUUAUAACUAUAAAAUAAAAUAUUUAUCUACAAGAUCGAAAUCGAUACGUGUACGUCGUGAAGCUGAAACUCCAUUACAAAGGCGAAGUAGUUUUCGAAAUAGAUUCAGGCGUCCAAAGUUAACGGCUUCAGCUACUACUGCCGAAGAUCAAAAUUAUAAUGAAGACAUUGAGCCGGAAACGCCACCUUUCUUAACUACAGCGGUAACCCGUUCACGAACAAGUGGUCGUUUUGCACCACGCUAUGGCUUGCAACACGCCAGUACACAAGCCGUUACAGCACCGGCCACUACUACAAGUACAGGAAAUCACUACGCUAUCAGACCAACACGCCCCUCUAACGGUCGAGCUCAAUUCACGCUACGUGAAAAAGAUACAACCACAACAACUCAAAAAGGUUUGACACGCCCAGGAACUAGCCACUUUCGACGUCCACAGACAGCAGCCUCAUCUAGACGUUCGUCUUCUCCAACGAUUAGCAAUAGGCGGAAAACAUACAACAACAAUAGCAAUUUGUCACAAGAUGCAGUUGCACGUAGCACGUCUUCGCGUGUACGUACCAACUUAAGUCGCACACGUACAACCGUGCGUGGACGCAGUCGUAACGAUUACAAUGUUGAUACUGUUGUACUACCAUAUGAUGGCACUAUAACUAUUACACAUGUUAUACCAGCCGAAGUAACUAUACCUGUCAUCAAUGGUAAAAUUACUGAAUAUAAAAAUGUUGUGACAGCUAAAACGAGCACGGAGAUUUUGUCUCCUCAGCAAUAUACCACUUUUCUGGGUAGUAAUGGACAAACUAUGUUGGCAUUGACCCGUGAAGACUCAAGCGUGAAUUUCGGUGGAGUUACUGAGGUUACACAGUACGUACUUCAUGAGUCGCCGACGACAACCGUUAUCUUUACACCCACUACAAUACGUGGCCGCAAAACAUCCUUUUCGCACGUAAUACCAUCAACAGUUUAUUCAGUGGAAAAUGUUAUUUCAACAACUCAGCCACAAAUUUCACCAAACGCGCCAUUGGCAAACAUAUUAUUAUCGCAGUUGCUGCUCGGAAAUAUAGGUCUACCACCGGCUAAUCCAUUACUUGGAGCAUUAGGGGCGGCAGCAACACCUGCACCUAUUCAGUUAGGUGUAGGUAGUUUAGUACCGCAAUUACCACCCAUACCGGUUACUGAAUAUCGCACGCAUACAUCUACAUAUGUUACAACAGUUUUUGAGGGUAUGUCUACCGUCUUACCCGUUACAUUCCAGGGCAAAAAGAUAUUGACUACGGUCUACGAUACAACUGCGCAAACAAUAACAGCUACUGAGUUUGUGACAGAUACUAUUGUUACAACACCGACACAACAAACGCAUUCCGCACCACAGGUUAAUAGCUUGCUGAUACAACAACUAUUAUUGCAGCAACAACUACAGCCACACAUUGAACAGCCACAGCUACCAAUACUACAUUCCACGGUACCGAAUUUACUAUUAAGUGAUAAUUUGCAAGAACUUGAUACGAACCAUAUACGACUUCCUAAAGAAAAUGAUAAUGAUAUAGCAGUUAACGAGGAUUAUACGCAAAAUAAUAAAACUAGCCGAAAGAAGUCGCGAAAGUCCAGCAAAGGACAUAAGCGUAAACAUCAAUCAUUUCAAGAUGAAGUGCCAGAGCGUUCUAGUAUAAUAACAUUGUAUGUAUCCGGCCGCCGACCCGGUGAGUUUAGUACAAUUUUAAGUACCGUACCACUUGGCUCUGACUCCACAAUACACAAACGCCAAGCCCCUGGUGAUCUACAACAAACUUCCAAAAUUUAUACAAUCCAUGAUUUUUACGCAUCUGAUGGCAGUGAAUAUGUGUCUACAUAUCUAAUGCCGCAAUUGAAGGAUGAUAAAAUGAAGAAACAGAUUGAAUUAAAUUUACUUGAAAGUGGUGGACCUCAUUUGGUGGACCAGCAAACGCAAUCGCUAGAGAGUAUUGUCGGCGAUGUGGAUACAUGGAUUGCGAAAAGUACGCACUCAUUUGAAAACGCAGUAACACUUGAAAAACAAUUAGUGCCCACUAUGCCGCUGCAAAGCAGAGACGCUCAAAUUACAGAGAGUAUUUAUCUUAAGCAAAGGUCGAACGUGACCGGACAUAAAAAGAUAAAAAUAAUUUUUUAAUGUAAUUGACCUUACUGAGUUGCCAUCCUCAUGCUAGUUUGAGGUCAUUAAUAUUGUCACUGUAGGCACGAAAGCGUCGAUAAGUAUAUUUAAAAAUAUUAUAUUUGGAAAGUAAAGAGACAUUCACGCGUACAACCUGAGAGGCAGCAGUAAUAAGGACGACGAAGAGGAGGGGAAUGAAACUGUAGAGAAUGGCAAAGAAGAAAUUAAGGUUAAAAAACAGCAGGAAAACUAAAAUGGGCCACUCAUUUACUUUGGGGAUAAUACGAAACACAAUAAUGCCCAGCAAAAUCCUGUACAUAAAUAUUAUUAAAAACAAAAUCACAUUUCUUAGUGCAAAUUGUAAUAAGACGCAUAAUGAUAUAAUGGUGGACAGGAGCAAAAGGAGUGCAUUUCGUUUAAAGAAAUAUAGGCGUGUGCCACCACUACAAUACGAUAACAUGGACGACGAUGUGUUGAAAAUGUUAAACGAGUAUGAUAGUAGUAAAAAUAAUAUAGCUUUGAAUAUUGUUAAUUUAAGCUGUAGAUGCAAGAAGGUAGUCGUACGGCGUAGAAAACUGCCAACACCGUCGUCGAGAAAAGUAAACAAUACAACAACCGACUAUAGUUAAACAACCUAUGUACUUGUGCAUCACGACGUAAAAUUUUUAUAAAAAAAACAAAAACAGCAACAAUGGAAACAAUCACUGAUACCAGAGAACAACAUAAACAAAAGUAAUCAGCAAGCAUAUUCUGUGAGUGAUGGAAGCAUGGCAAACCUUUUGUAUGUUACGCUGCCAAAUAUAAUUUAUAAUUUUAAUAUAUACUCAUCAGUGUGUAUCAAAAAUAUUGUGUAUAAAGAUAAAUUUAAUAACUUUCCCGGCCCUGAAAAAACUCCUAACCAUCCUAUCUUUCCAUUCCAAAACUUGGACGUAUUGUUAUCAAGUGUAUAAAAUGUAGAGAGUAUUACAAAAUAUGUAGCAUUUUAUAAAAAGUCGCAGAAAUCUGAAGAAACAACUUCAAGGAACUUGGAAGAACCCGCAGCUCCGAGCAGAAGUAAAAACAGACGUGGGCGCAAAAGGAAGAAUCAUGGGCAGCAUCGGAGAAACCAAAGCCCAAAAUUUGUAAAAAAAAAAACAAUAAAAAUGCCGAAAACCAAAAUAAGACGCAGACAAAAUCAUUAUUUUCACAGCCACCAGAUAUGCUAAUACAAACUGUAGUCAAGAAUUUUUAAUGAGACAAGACUGGUUUCAACAGCGCUGAGUUCAAAUCAAGAAAGCGGCGGAAGAAAAUUUGCCGAAAACACGAUCAAUUCCUACAUAUGGGAUAUAACACGAACCAACUUAGUUCAUGAAAUCGCUUCAAGAAUACUAAAUGAAACGAUUUUACGCACGCGGACAUAUACUAUAUUUAAAGGUUAUAUAAGUAUUUCGUUCAGUGGCACCUCUUCAUUGAAACAUCGAUUAACCCAGUAUGUCGGAUUAGCAACAAAGCACCUUCCUUAAGUCAUCUUGUCAUUUUCAUAUAUUCAAUAUUCAAGCGGCCUUGCUAUUGACGUAGUAUAUGUCUUGCAUCAUAGAGAUUGUUCCAUUGAUUACAUACUUGCGUUAUCCAUUUUUUGUAAAAACAGCAUAUACACAAUCAUAACAGCAAAAGCACUGAGUUUAACCUUCACGUUUACACCUGGCAAUAAACUGGCUUAACAUCCAUCAUAAUGGUGACUUUUUCUUUAUUUUGUUUUCUAUUGAAGGGAACUUACUGUUAUAACAUUUCAGUUUCAUCAUAAUACCAUACUCAGUUUGACUACAACUAAAAUAUAAUGCAUUCUAUGCAAUUUAAAGGUAAAUUUUAAACAAAUGUCGAAUUUGUUUACCAAAACGAACAGGUUCAGCGAAUGAUCCAUGCGUAAUGUUUUAUAAUAAAUAAUAAGGCAACGUAAAGCUCAUGUUAUUUUAACAUUCAUGCCUAAUGAAAUUUCUCUUGCAAGAGUAUGAAUGUAAGGAAAUUAACUUGUAAAUGAAUUAGAUGAUGUGGCGACCUCUUCCUUACAGAUACUUCACGAACACACGUUUUCCGCUAACUUUAAGAACUUUAUUCAAGAUAUUGUGGAUAUUUUAGAAUCCACGCCACAGUUCUGCUUAUAAUGAUUUAUUUAUUUCUAACUAAUAACAUAAAUAUAAUAAAACAGACAACAUUCAUGCUUUGCAAAAUAAUUCUAUAGUACGAGUAAUUCUGUUUCAGUUCAAAAGCCUAUAUGUUAUUUUUUGCAAAUUUUAUAACUUUAAAUAUUACCUUAGUAAUCAAUAUGACCUCUCGUGGCAUGGACCUAAUUAAUUUUCCAAUAAAGACAAAUCAAUAUUUGCCCAUUCCUUUUGGAUUAGUUUUUUCACCUCUAAUAAAAGGAAAGAUUGGAUUACUUUUUUCAAUUUCAAUACUGUUUGGACCUAUCGGAAUACACUUCUUGUAUAAAAUGCCAAUUGUUCCAAUUUAUCAAAGUUUUUUGUUUUCCAAAUGUCUUCGAGUAGGCGCAGCGUUAUGAAAUUGUGCGUUAUCAUUGUCGGAAAGUCGUUCUAUCCAAAAUUGGUCACCAAACUUCACUAGCACGUUAUUCAGAAAUGUAUAUUUCUGAGUUCAUUUUUUGUAACACAAAAAAAUCAGGAGUCUUUCCAGGAUGUCCAUAGCGUAUCAUAAGCGAUCCUCCCUUAAAGUUUCUAGUUUAUCGGUUUUCUCUCUCACGACGAAUAUCUUGAUAAUAAUACUGAAAACUGUUGGGUACAUAUACCUAAAUUAAACUUUUUCUCUUUACUAAAUAAAUAUGAGAUUUCAAAUUCGAUGUCCUUACUUUGCAGCAAACUAAAGUCACGCCAACUUAUAUCUUACGUCUAGGUUUAGCACUUUCCUUUUCAUAUCGAAUGGUGUCGUCUGCUUUCAGGAUUGGUUAGACGCGUGAAUGAAAAGACAAUUAACACCGAUUUAGCGAAAGGCUUAUGUUCUCAUUAACAACCGAACGACUGAUUUUUCGAACUUCUCUUUCCUUUUAUUACAGGUGGUUGGCCUGUUCGAGGAGUUUUAACAUAAUUUUUGAGAUCCUUUGGAAAAUUUUCGAUCGUAUUCUUAUUCUUUUUAAUCCUUAUUGCAGUAUUUCAUAUGGAAAUUCAACAUACUACUAUUGCAUUGAAACAUUGUACCAUAUAAUUAUUUUGCGCAAUGUAUUUAGAUUUGAGCACAUAUCAAUGGCAACGAGUUCGCCAAAUUACUGAGAUUGAAAUAAUUCAACUACAAUUUUUAAAAUUAUAAGCUAAUCAAAUAAUUUCCUUAACUUAUUAGCAUAAGAAUUAUAUUAACUCCGAUUUCAUUUAAUUUAAAAAACUAGUUAUCAAAGUGGUGAUAGCAACGAAAACGCUAUUAACGCGCUUUAGGACGUAGUAACGGCAACGCUAAUGCAAAUCGAGAAGGUUGUGGUUCGAAAAAAUUUAUUUUUACCCUACCUCACUAAAUAUACUUUAAAACAAUUAAUUUUUCUUCCAUUAAUUCAAUAUUAUCAUGGAUUCAAUUUUGCAAAAAUAUUCAGGUUGCAACAUUAUCGUACACAGCCUAUUUUUAGUCUGAAGGGAUCGUGAAAACAUGCUUGUCAUUUGAUUCCUUAUUUAUGAUAGUAAAAAUUUUGGCCCACGAUUUCGUAUCAGAAACACAAAAUAGCUAUAAAACUAUUUAAAAAAUAGCAAUCAACUUUGUAUCAAAAAAUUAAAUGUAUAUAUGUAUGUGUUAUUACCAAAUGUUGUUUGACCAAAAUAUAAGCAUAUGCGACUAUCAAAUAACACUUUAAACUAUUAAACUUCUACUAACUAAUUUAAUUUAAUUUUGUUAUAUAAA
Bactrocera tryoni is the source of this 12160-nucleotide messenger RNA. RefSeq lists its product as uncharacterized. NCBI's taxonomy places the organism in Eukaryota, Metazoa, Arthropoda, Insecta, Diptera, Tephritidae. The record is from RefSeq and is a predicted model, not a curated record. Bases 95 to 8308 code for a protein of 2737 amino acids. The transcript has 3 exons.